AUGACCGCGUCUGAGCAAAAGAAGGCCCAAUCAGCAAUGAUGAUACUUGCGGAAAAGCAAUUCGAAAAGAAAACUAAAGGUCGCCUAGUAUACCAAGGCGAUGGAACUCGUGAAUGGUUAUCGCAAGAGGACGCUGCAAGUCCAAAAGCUUCACAAGAAGCAAUCACCACUACUUGUGUUAUUGAUGCACACGAAGGUAGAGAUGUAAUGACGAUGGAUAUAAUGAUGAUGGACGUGUCCAACGCUUUCAUUCAAACUUAUAUGCCUGAAGCUAAGGAAGGAGAAGAUCGCUUCUACAUGAAAAUCACUGGCAUGAUGGUCCAGAUAUCGAUUGACAUGGCCCCAGAGUAUCGCGAAUACGUUGUAUUGGAGAACGGAAAGCGAGUAGUCUAUGUGCGGGUACUAUGUGCUAUUUGUGGGAUGUUACAAUCAAGCCUCCUAUUCUAUAAUCAGUUUCAAAGUGAUUUAGAGGCAAAGAAAUUUGUUUUCAAUCCGUAUGACCAGUGUGUUUCUAACAAAGUUGUUAAUGAAAAACAGCAAACUAUCAGAUUUCAUGUUGAUGAUCUUAUGUCAAGUCACAUGGAUCCAAAAGUAAAUGACAAAUUUGCUGAGUGGUUGAACAUGAGAUAUGGUUCAAUCCAGGCACGUAAAAUCGUCAGAGGAAAGAUACACAGAUAUCUUGGAAUGACUUUGGAUUUCUCGGUGAAAGGAAAACUCAAAAUCCGCAUGGACGACUAUGUCAAGAACAUGUUGGAAGAUUUUCCUGUCAAGUUCAACAAGGAUUCAAAGCAGGAAACACCAGCUGGUAAGGAUUUACUGGAAGCUGGUAAAGGGAAGUUACUCAGUGCUGAGUACCGCCAGAUCUUUCAUACUACUGUUGCAAGGGGACUUUAUGUCUCUAAGAGAGCUCGUUUGGAUAUCCAUCCAACAAUUACUAUUCUUGCCUCAAGAGUUUGA
Cylindrotheca closterium is the source of this 957-nucleotide messenger RNA. Lineage: Eukaryota; Bacillariophyta; Bacillariophyceae; Bacillariales; Bacillariaceae. The record is from the annotation of a GenBank genome assembly.